Messenger RNA from Racocetra fulgida, 729 nucleotides. The record is from the annotation of a GenBank genome assembly. Lineage: Eukaryota; Fungi; Glomeromycota; Glomeromycetes; Diversisporales; Gigasporaceae.
AUGUCGGAAAGGAAUGCAGAAUAUGUGGUUGUCAGCGGUGCUCGUCAAAAAAUUGAAACAUGGGAACCAGAAGAUUCCGAAACUAUUCAACUAAAAGCUAAAAAAUUGGCCGACAAUGCGUUAUAUAAACUUGAACAUUCUUUUAAUGAUGAAAGAAAAUUUCAAGAGUCUAUUCCGAUAUUGACACAACUUCAGGAGGAAAAAAAAGUGCUGGAAGCUAAAAAACGGUUAGAUGAUGAAAUACGCGAUCGGAAUUCACUAUCAAUUCCAUUGUUGCCUGAAUCUUCUGAAGACAUUAUGGAAGCAAAGUCAACAGAAUUUACAGACCAUCUUCUUGAACAAGCUCAAAAACGCAAGCUUGAAAUAAACACCUCCUCAAUAUUUAAUAAACCAUUAUCAAAAACCAAAAAAUCCAGAUUUCAUGCUAAUGGAUCAAAAGACAAAGUAGCACAAUUAUCAAACAUUGUUUCCGUGAAUACUAAACUUAAAACGGAUCCGUUUCUCAAAGAUAAUGACUGGAAUGGUGGUGGUACAGUGAUUGGUAAAAGUGGUGAAAUCAAUAGUGAUUUAAUUCUCAUAAAGAAAAAAGAUGUAGGUAGACAUAACGGAAAUCAAGAGACAGAUCAACAAGAAACUGUAAAAAGUCAAGCUACGGCUCGGGAACGAACAGCAGAACGAGAAAAAACUGAUGAGUACAUCGGAAUCAGUGAGCAAGACAGCAAAGAUUAA